Haemonchus placei is the source of this 1188-nucleotide messenger RNA. Lineage: Eukaryota; Metazoa; Nematoda; Chromadorea; Rhabditida; Trichostrongylidae. The record is from the annotation of a GenBank genome assembly.
UUGCUUUCAGGUGUUUUUAUCGUGGGAGCUAAACGAACGGCAUUUGGUACGUUCGGAGGAAAACUGAAAAAUCACUCCGCAACUGACCUCGGCGUUUUCGCCACCAUCGCCGCUCUUCAACAUGCCUCCGUCAAAGCCGAUAAUAUCGAUCACGUCAUUUUUGGUAAUGUAGUCGCAAGUUCUAAGGAUGGCAUAUAUUUGACACGACAUAUCGGGCUGAGAAGUGGAGUCCCUCAGAAUAUACCAGCUCUCACAGUGAAUCGUCUCUGCGGAUCAGGAUUUCAGGCUUUGAUCAAUGCUGCACACCAAAUCAAACUCGGCGAAUCAAAACUCGUCGUGGCAGGAGGUACUGAAAACAUGACUCAAACACCAUUUGCUGUUCGAAAUGUUCGAUUCGGUACUGCACUCGGAAUGAAAUAUGAGUUCGAAGACAUGCUAUGGGAGUCACUCACAGAUUCAUACGCUAAACUUGCAAUGGGUCAAACUGCGGAGAAGCUUGGAGCGCAGUACAAGGUGAGUCGUAAUGACGCUGACGCUUUUGCUCUUCGCUCACAGCAGCUCUGGAAGAAAGCUCAGGAUGCAGGAUUCUACAAGGCAGAAAUUGCACCUAUGAAUGUUAAAGGGAGAAAGGGCGAAGAGACAUUUGAGGUGGACGAGCAUCCUCGACCAGAGACAACCAUGGAAUCCUUGGCCAAAUUGAAACCAGUAUUCCAAAAAGACGGUCUGAUCAAUGCAGGAAAUGCCUCAGGUAUAUGUGAUGGCGCUGCUGCAAUGGUCGUCGCUGGAGAGGACGCUAUCAAAGAAUAUGGAUUGAAACCCUUGGCUCGAGUUGUCAGUUACGCGACUGUUGGUUGCGAUCCAACGAUUAUGGGCAUCGGACCAGCACCCGCCAUACGCCAGGUUCUAGCCCAUACUGGUCUGAAGAUCGACGACAUCGAUAUCUUCGAGGUAAACGAAGCGUUCGCUCCUCAAGCCCUGGCCGUCCAACGAGAACUCGGAAUUCCCAUGGAGAAGCUCAACCUGAACGGUGGUGCCAUCGCUCUUGGUCAUCCUCUAGGUGCUUCUGGAGCACGAAUCAGUGUUCACCUAACUCAUGAACUGAAGAGACGUAACAUGAAGUAUGCCAUUGGAUCAGCUUGCAUAGGAGGCGGCCAAGGAGUCGCAGUUCUUUUUGAAAAUACCGACUAA